This is a messenger RNA of Malaclemys terrapin pileata, 1018 nucleotides long. RefSeq lists its product as uncharacterized. The coding region runs from base 100 to 801 and encodes 233 amino acids. NCBI's taxonomy places the organism in Eukaryota, Metazoa, Chordata, Testudines, Emydidae. The transcript has 2 exons. The record is from RefSeq and is a predicted model, not a curated record.
GCAGGAGGUGGGGCUGCUGCAACAGCAGAAACAAGCGGGGGGAGGGGGAGAGGGAGAGGUUGAGGUUGUGCUGCUGCUGGUAAGGUACAGCGGGAACAAAUGUUUUCCACAGGCGUUUGUGUGAUGCCGAGAGGGUACGGGGAGCCAGAGCCCGGUGCUAAGGAGGUACGUGGCCAGCUGGAAAAUAGCAUGGUUACGUGCAAGAGCUCUGACGCUACCGGGAAAGUUGUGCAGGGUGCUCAGAUGACGGCGAUGCACGGGACAUUUGCACAUGAUGAGCUCAGUGGUUGGUGCUUUUACACGGGGGUCACUGGCACAAACUUUGUGCAGCUGGUGGAAAAGGCUGCGCUGUCCCGGACAGCCGCUCCCGCGGGAGAUAACGCCGCAGGACCGGAGGAUCAUGCAACGCUGCUGCUGCUUCAGCCCCAAAAUGGACCGCCCAGCUCACAGGCACGGCUCCCCCGGGGUCCCGCUGAACGGCCACAGGCCCAGUUUGAGUCUCGGUACCCGGAUCCCCGGCCCCUAGCGGAACCACCGCCAGGCAACAGCAUCAAUUUAAGAAUCACCCGGUCAGCGCAGGCUGCUGCUGACAUUCCUGCCAGCCAGUCGUGUCCCGCCCCGCCGCCCUGCGAGCCAAUCGGAGACCGGAAUCGGGGCGGAACAAGCAAUGACAAUUCUCCUUGGGACACCGCGACAAGGGAGGGGGAGGAAUGCGCAUGCGCCCUCUCACGAGGGAAGACGAGAAAAUGGAGAUGCUGCAUUCUCAGCCUGCAAUGUCUAUGGCUAUGCGAACAAUCAUAAAAGGAGUGGGGGAAGAACAGUGUUGUGAUGAAGGCACUGCAGGAUAGACCUCUUCUUCCUUACAAAGGUUAUAUGUAUGUUUCUCUUCUCCCACUUUAAGCAGUCUUCAUGAGUACUGAGUACUGACUCAUGAAGACUUGACUUUACUCAUAAAGACCUUCACUUAAUAUAACUGGAUUGGCAAAGUGUGAUUUUAUCACAAGUCUCUCAAUAUUAG